UCUGUGGAUGGAUACACUGAACCGCACGUUCAGCCGAUCAAGUCAAGUAGCAGGCAAAAUAUACCCCGAUGUAGAAACUCCAUUACGUCUACCAAUGAAGAGCACCCUCACAUUGGAAAUUAUCGCUUACUGAAAACAAUAGGAAAAGGAAAUUUUGCCAAAGUGAAACUGGCAAGGCAUGUGCUUACUGGAAGAGAGGUUGCCGUGAAAAUAAUAGAUAAAACCCAGCUAAAUCCUACUAGUCUGCAAAAGUUGUUUCGAGAAGUACGAAUAAUGAAGAUACUGAAUCAUCCCAAUAUCGUAAAAUUAUUUGAAGUUAUUGAAACUGAAAAGACACUGUAUUUGGUAAUGGAAUAUGCCAGUGGGGGAGAAGUGUUUGACUACCUAGUUGCACAUGGAAGAAUGAAAGAGAAAGAGGCUCGUGCAAAAUUCAGGCAGAUUGUAUCUGCUGUGCAGUACUGUCAUCAGAAAUGCAUAGUUCAUCGUGAUCUUAAGGCAGAAAACCUUCUACUUGAUGCAGACAUGAACAUUAAAAUUGCAGACUUUGGUUUUAGUAAUGAAUUUACAGUCGGUAACAAACUGGACACGUUUUGUGGAAGCCCGCCUUAUGCUGCGCCUGAACUUUUCCAAGGAAAGAAAUAUGAUGGUCCUGAAGUGGAUGUGUGGAGCCUUGGGGUGAUUUUGUACACACUAGUAAGCGGAUCAUUGCCAUUUGAUGGUCAGAAUCUAAAGGAACUGAGGGAGCGAGUACUGAGGGGGAAGUACCGCAUUCCAUUCUAUAUGUCCACAGACUGUGAAAAUCUACUUAAGAAGCUACUAGUACUGAAUCCAAUAAAACGAGGCAGCUUGGAACAAAUUAUGAAGGAUCGGUGGAUGAAUGUUGGCCAUGAAGAAGAAGAACUAAAGCCGUAUACUGAGCCUGAACCAGAUUUUAAUGACACCAAAAGAAUAGACAUUAUGGUCACAAUGGGCUUUUCAAGAGAAGAAAUUCAUGAAUCUUUAGUAAACCAAAAGUAUGAUGAAGUUAUGGCUACUUAUCUACUUCUAGGUAGAAAACCACCUGAAUUUGAAGGAGGCGAGUCCUUGUCUGGCAGCAACUUGGGUCAAAGGUCUCGUCCUAGCAGUGACCUCAACAACAGUUCUGUGCAGUCUCCUGCUCACCUGAAGGUCCAGCGGAGUAUAUCAACUAAUCAGAAACAACGGCGGUUCAGUGAUCAUGUUGGUCCCUCAAUUCCUCCUGCUGUGUCAUACACAAAAAGGGCUCAGGCAAAUAGUGUGGAAAGUGAACAGAAAGAAGACUGGGACAAAGAUGUCUCACGCAAACUUAGCAGCACUACAGUGGGAUCCAAAGGAGAGAUGGCUGCAAGUCCACUUGUGGGUCCAGAAAGAAAGAAGUCAACUACAGUUCCCAGUAAUAAUGUAUUUUCUGGUAGUGGAAUGACAAGAAGGAACACUUAUGUUUGUGAACGUUCUUCAGAUCGCUAUUCUGCAAUACAGAAUGGGAAGGACAACAGCCUAACAGAAAUGUCUGCAAGUAGCACAUCUUCUGCAGGCUCUACAGUAGCUUCUGCUGUAUCAACACGGCCUCGACAUCAAAAGUCCAUGUCUGCCUCUGGACAUCCUAUAAAAGUUACACUGCCAACCAUCAAAGAUGGCACUGAAGCUUACCGACCAAGCAGUGCAACUCAAAGAGUGCCUGCUGCUUCCCCGUCUGCUCAUAGUAUUAGCACUACCACUCCAGACCGAACCCGCUUUCCUCGGGGGAGUUCAAGUCGAAGCACUUUCCAUGGUGAGCAGCUAAGGGAGCGGCGUAAUGCCACUUACAAUGGACCGCCCGCCUCACCAUCACAUGAAACCGGUGCUUUUGCACAUGCUAGAAGAGGGACAUCAACUGGUAUAAUAAGCAAGAUAACUUCCAAGUUUGUUCGCAGGGAUCCAAGUGAAGGUGAAGCCAGUGGCAGAACUGACACCUCAAGGUGCUGGCUGUGUACUCAGCUGUUUGACAAACAAGCUGUUUACAACCGAAUUCCAGCACAAAAUUCUGCUUCAUCGGUUAAAAUAAA
Messenger RNA from Pelecanus crispus (Dalmatian pelican), 2063 nucleotides. The record is from RefSeq and is a predicted model, not a curated record. NCBI's taxonomy places the organism in Eukaryota, Metazoa, Chordata, Aves, Pelecaniformes, Pelecanidae.